Messenger RNA from Meloidogyne enterolobii, 1825 nucleotides. The record is from the annotation of a GenBank genome assembly. NCBI's taxonomy places the organism in Eukaryota, Metazoa, Nematoda, Chromadorea, Rhabditida, Meloidogynidae.
AAUGUCAGUUCCAAUUAUUCUUCUUCGUGAAGGCACACAAACAAAACAAGGACGUGGACAAAUUCUAAGCAAUAUUAGUGCUUGUUGUGCUGUUGCUGACAGUGUUAGAACUACGCUUGGACCUAGAGGAUUGGAUAAAUUGUUGGUAGACCGUAAAGGCCAAACAACAAUUUCAAAUGACGGAGCAACAAUACUUAAGCAACUCGAUAUUGUUUUCCCAGCGGCGAUAGUUAUGUCCGACAUUGCAAAAAGUCAAGAUGCUGAAGUUGGGGAUGGAACUACGAGUGUUGUCAUUUUGGCCGCAGAAUUUUUGAAAGCUGCAAAGCCUUUUAUUGAAGAAGGGGUUAGCCCUCAAUUGAUCAUUAAAGCUUUUGAGGAUGCUUCAAAAGAGGCCAUCAAAAAACUUCGUGAACUCGCUGUCAAAAUUGUCGGGACUACUGAAUCUAUUGAAAUGCUUGUUCGCUGUGCAGCGACAACUUUGAGUAGCAAAUUGUUAAAACAAGAACGUCACCAUUUUUCUACAAUGGUAGUUGAUGCUGUUAGCUAUUUGGAUAUUGAUUUGCCUUUGAAUAUGAUUGGGAUUAAGAAAGUUAGCGGUGGCUCUAUUCGGGAUUCUCGUCUUGUAAAAGGUGUGGCCUUUAAAAAAGCCUUUAGCUAUGCAGGAUUUGAAAUGCAGCCCAAACACUAUAAAAAGCCUUUAAUUGCCGUGUUAAAUAUUGAAUUGGAAUUGAAAGCAGAAAAAGAUAAUGCUGAAUUACGCAUUGGAAAUGUUGCUGAUUAUCAAGAGGUGGUCAAUGCAGAAUGGACUAUUCUUUAUAAUAAAUUGGAAAAAAUCCAUGAAAGUGGCGCAAAAAUUGUUUUAUCAAAAUUACCAAUUGGUGACGUUGCUACUCAAUGGUUUGCUGACAGAGACAUGUUUUGUGCUGGUAGAGUUCAAGAUGAAGAUAUUGAACGCGUUUUAGCUUCUUGUGGGGGAUCAUUGUUAACAACAGUUUCUCAAGUGGAUGCUUCUGUUCUUGGAUGUUGUGGUGAAUUUUAUGAACAACAAGUUGGAAGUGAACGGUUUAUUUUUUUGAUUAAUUUUUUCUGUGUAAGGGCAAUAUUCGAUCCAGACAAGUCUCCGACGAGCAAAACUCCGUCCUUUCAAUUCACAUUUCCUUUGUCUGCAGAUUUGUUACGACAAAAGUUUGGAAGACCGGAAUUUUGCCGUGUUGAAGUUUUGUCUGGUCGGAGUUUUGUCCCUCCCCUUUUUUUCUUCUUAUUCUUUAAAAAUUUUUUUUCAAGUUACAAUUUCUUCACUGGCGGUUCCAAAGCAAAAUCUUGUACUUUAGUACUUCGUGGAGGUUCAGAACAAUUUAUUGCAGAAACUGAACGUUCUCUUCACGAUGCAAUUAUGAUUGUACGUCGAGCAAUGCGUAAUGAUUCAAUUGUUGCUGGUGGUGGAGCGAUUGAAAUAGAACUUUCACGUCACAUUCUUGAAUUGGGAAAUAAGCGUGAAAUGAAGGACCAAUUCUUUUGGAAAGGUUAUGCAAAGGCUUUUGAGGCAAUCCCUCAACAACUUUGUCAAAAUGCUGGUUUGGAUGCAAUUACAAUGCUUGGAGAAUUACGUGCUGCUCAUGCAAAAGGGCAAAAAUGGUGUGGAAUUGAUAUACAAGCUGAGCGUGUUGCGGAUAAUAUGGAGGGUUGUAUUUGGGAACCUGCUCUUGUUAAAGAGAAUGCUAUAAUCUCAGCUACAGAAGCAGCUUGUCUCAUUUUAAGUAUUGACCAAACAAUAAAAAAUGUAAAAUCUGCAAAUGAAAUGCCUGGAUUGCCUGGACAGCAUUGA